Messenger RNA from Amphimedon queenslandica, 565 nucleotides. Its product is annotated as replication factor C subunit 3-like. The record is from RefSeq and is a predicted model, not a curated record. The coding region runs from base 10 to 318 and encodes 102 amino acids. Lineage: Eukaryota; Metazoa; Porifera; Demospongiae; Haplosclerida; Niphatidae. Gene Ontology annotation, biological process: DNA replication. Gene Ontology annotation, molecular function: DNA binding. The transcript has 3 exons.
GUACUAUACAUGAAGAUGUACCUCUUUCCUUCUAUGUUUCCCCUUCUUAUCUCUUUUUUUCUUCUUGAUAGGUAUCCCUUCAAUGAUGAUCAGGUUGUCCCUGAUUGUGAGUGGGAGGUUUUCUUAUGUGAAACAGCUGCAAUGAUCAUCACAGAGCAGAGUCCUAAGAGGUUACUUGAAGUAAGAGGACGUUAUUAUGAGCUGUUAACUCAUUGUAUACCACCUGAUAUUAUUUUUAAAAGGAUAUUGAAUGAGCUGGUUGCUAACUGUGAUGGUACAUUGAAAGCUGAAGUGACUCAAUUAGCAGCUCAGUAUUAAGCACAGUCACAACUGGGCAGUAAAGCAACCUUUCAUCUUGAGGCCUUCACAGCAAAAUUUAUGAGAAUAUAUAAACAAUUUUUAGAGGAAGGACUGGAGAGUAUGGGCUUUUGAUGUAAUGCAUGCCAUCAUAGACAGUAGAGAUUUCUAACUCCAAUAUAUACUCAUUAUUUUAUCACACUAUGUACAAAUUAUGUACCCAUUAUGGUAUUUAGCUAGCCAUAGAUAGUCGAGUUACACACUCUAA